Messenger RNA from Fukomys damarensis (Damara mole-rat), 1298 nucleotides. Its product is annotated as zinc finger protein 627-like. NCBI's taxonomy places the organism in Eukaryota, Metazoa, Chordata, Mammalia, Rodentia, Bathyergidae. Bases 210 to 887 code for a protein of 225 amino acids. Gene Ontology annotation, biological process: negative regulation of transcription by RNA polymerase II. The transcript is spliced from 2 exons. The record is from RefSeq and is a predicted model, not a curated record. Gene Ontology annotation, molecular function: DNA-binding transcription repressor activity, RNA polymerase II-specific.
GUCUUGAGUCUUGAUUAUGCUAGGCAAAUGCUAUACCACUGAACUACUGCAGCCAAAGGAUUGCUGCAACUUCCUGUGUCCUGACACCAAAGUCCUGAUCCAGAGUAUGUUUAUGAUAAUCACCCUAGCAGGCUAAACCAUCUUACUUUAGGACUUUUAUAUCCUGCGAGCUGCAUGGGAAGGACUCUGGAACGCCUCCAAGCCACAAAAUGAAGACAGUGACCUUUGAGGAUGUGGCUGUUAACUUCACUGUGGAGGAGUGGGCUUUGCUGCUUCCAUCCCAGAGGAAGCUCUACAGAGAUGUGAUGUGGGAAACCUUUACGAAUAUGACUGCUAUAGAAAGAAACUGGGAUGACCGGCAAAAUGAAAAUGAGUUCAAAUGUUGGAGGAGAACUUUGAGAAGUACAGAAGUAGAGAAAUGCUGUCAAUUUAAAUUAUGGCUUAAACAUAGAGUCGUAUUUUUUUGUACUCCAGAUCCUAAUGUGAACAAGAAGCCACUUGGUAGUAAGCCAGCUGAAAAUCUUGCUUGUAGCCAGGCCCUGAUUGGUGAUCCAUCACUUAAUAGGCCCAUCAUAGCUCACACUUCACUCAAGUCAUCUGGGUAUCUGGGAUUUGAAGAGAAGCUUUCUAUAUGUAAAGAACGUGGGAAAACCUGCAGUCAUCUCCAGUCCUUUCAGAAGCACACAAGUACAAACCCUGGAGGGAAACUCUAUGAACAACUUGGGAAAGCCUACCCUGAUUGCAGUAAAGGCACUCACAUAGCAGACACACCCCUUGUAUGUAAGCAACAUGUAAAAGCCUUCAAUAAACACGGUUCUGUUCAAAUCCAUGAAAAAAAUCAGUGCAUUGAAUUCCUGUGUAGACACACCAUGUGGAAAAGCUUUUAAUUCUCAACCCUACAUUCAGAUACAUGAAGGUACUCACAGUGGAGGAAAACCUUUUAAAUGUGUACAAUGUGGCAAACCCUUUACCAAUACCACUUCGUUUUGUAGACAUCAAAGAACUCACAUUGAGGAGAAACACUAUGUAUGUAAGCAAUGUGGGAAAGCCUUCAGUACAAACCAUUCACUUCAUAGACAUAAGAGAAUUCACACUGUAGAGAAACCCUAUGUAUGUAAGCAAUGUGGAAAAGCUUUCAGCAGACGGGCUGAUUGUCAAAUGCAUGAAAGAACUCACAGUGGUGAGAAACCCUAUGUGUGUAAGCAAUGUGGGAAAGCUUUUAGCACACAAUUUAAUUGUCAAAUGCAUGAAAGAAUUCACACUGGGGAGAAACCCUAUGUAUGUAAGCAAUGUGGGAA